GAUACUGAAGACAAAUAACAGAUCUCAGAACAGGGAAACCUCUGUCACUGUUCAUACCACAAACGGCCCGGAUUAGAUAUGCAUUUAAGCCAGGCUUUACUUCUAGAAAUGUGAAGCAGGGGGGCUUCAGAGAAGACCCCUCCUUCCAGCAGCUGGUCAGAGGAGGACAGUAAUGUCAAACUGAACAAGAACAUUUGGAGAAGAGGAGCAAGCAGAAGGAGCAGCUCAGCUGUGAGGUGUUGUGCUGCAUGUGGUGUAAACAGCGCAGAUGCUGGAGAGCAGACUCCACACUCUUCCUUCAUGUCUAUGGCUAAGUCUAAGAAGCUGCUAAUAGCUUUGCACAGGACCACUGCUUUACUGUUGUUGACAUUAUAGAGACUAUGUGGCCAUGCUAAUCGCAGGUUAGCCUUUUUUUUUUUCUUCAAACGGUUUUUAACCUGCGAGCGAGCGAGCGCGCGCUACUCAUCAACAGCAUCGAGUCGUUUUCAAGUUCACGUGGAUUUUGAUUUCAGAAAUUGCAAAAUGAAAUUCGCUCACAUUUUGCUGAAGAACACUUCGAGGUUUAACAUCCCGAAGCAAGUGGACAGGUUUUCUAAGUUCUCGCCAUCGCCACUUUCAAUGAAGCAGUUCUUAGACUUUGGUUCUGCCAAUGCCUGUGAGAAGACGUCCUUCAUAUUCCUCCGUCAGGAGCUUCCAGUCAGACUGGCCAACAUCAUGAAAGAGAUCGACCUGCUCCCUGACAAGCUCAUCGGGACGCCAUCCGUGCAGCUGCUACACACUUGGUAUACACAGAGUCUGAUGGAGCUUGUGGACUUCCUGGAAAAAGAUCCUGAAGAUAAAAAUGUUUUGGGAAAGUUCACAGAGUCACUGAUCAACGUGAGGAAUAGACACAAUAAUGUGGUGCCCACAAUGGCGCAGGGAGUGCUGGAGUACAAGGAGGCUUUUGGUGUGGAUCCAGUAACCAAUCAGAAUGUCCAGUAUUUCCUAGACCGCUUCUACACCAGUCGUAUCUCGACACGUAUGCUUAUGAACCAGCAUACACUGAUCUUCAACGGGAGCACAAACCCAGCUCACCCGAAGCAUAUCGGCAGUAUCGACCCACACUGUGAUGUGGUGGAGGUGGUAAAAGAUGCGUAUGAGAGCUCCAGGAUGCUUUGUGAUCAGUAUUACCUGAUGUCUCCAGAAGUGGAGAUCGAACAAAUGAAUUCUAAAGACUCCAGUGAGCCUAUUAACAUGGUCUAUGUGCCAUCUCAUCUUUAUCACAUGCUCUUUGAGCUCUUCAAGAAUGCAAUGAGAGCGACUGUAGAAACCCAUGAGAACAGCACGUAUCUUCCACCAAUUAAAGUCCGAGUUUCUCUUGGACAUGAAGACCUGACCAUAAAGAUGUCAGACAGAGGAGGAGGCGUGCCCUUGAGGAAGAUUGAACGUCUUUUUAGUUAUAUGUAUUCUACAGCACCGAGCCCUGUGACUGACAAUGCUCGCAACGCACCACUGGCUGGCUUCGGUUAUGGCCUUCCCAUCUCACGCCUCUACGCCAGGUACUUCCAGGGAGACCUUCAGCUCUACUCGAUGGAGGGAUAUGGCACAUCAGCCGUCAUUUACUUGAAGGCGUUAUCUUCUGAAUCUGUGGAGAGACUGCCGGUUUUCAAUAGGUCGGCCUUAAGACAUUACCAGACGAGCAUCGAGGCAGAUGACUGGAGCAUCCCGAGCAGUGAACCCAAGAAACUGGGAAAGUAUGAUUACAGUGAGCCAGACGUGAGAACUGAGAGCAGGGUGAAAUGAUGGAAUAUAAUAGGAUAAAGCUUGAGGGACUAGCAGAAUUGCCUUAGGCUAUCGUUUUCAUUUAUUUUCAUUUCAGUCUCAGAAUUUCUGGCUUCACAUUACAGUGUGAAAAGGGCAUUUGUAUUAAACCUCACCUUAUUAUGCCUCA
Pangasianodon hypophthalmus (striped catfish) is the source of this 1930-nucleotide messenger RNA. It is a transcript of the gene pdk4, whose product is annotated as pyruvate dehydrogenase kinase, isozyme 4. NCBI's taxonomy places the organism in Eukaryota, Metazoa, Chordata, Actinopteri, Siluriformes, Pangasiidae. Bases 523 to 1782 code for a protein of 419 amino acids. Gene Ontology annotation, molecular function: pyruvate dehydrogenase (acetyl-transferring) kinase activity. Gene Ontology annotation, cellular component: mitochondrion. The record is from RefSeq and is a predicted model, not a curated record. Gene Ontology annotation, biological process: protein phosphorylation; regulation of glucose metabolic process. The transcript is spliced from 11 exons.